Messenger RNA from Pelobates cultripes (western spadefoot toad), 263 nucleotides. NCBI's taxonomy places the organism in Eukaryota, Metazoa, Chordata, Amphibia, Anura, Pelobatidae. The record is from the annotation of a GenBank genome assembly.
CACCCAAGCAGCCCGGUGAGAGCUUGGAGAAACCAAUUAAUAACCUUACCGACCAAGCCGAUUACACAGCACUGCGAGACGAAAUCUUCGCAGCAUUCUGGCACAAGCUGGAACGGCGCUUGCAAACGCAUGCCGAAAUUAAACAUGGAACCCAUUCAUCGCAGCAUCCACGAGGAGGGUACAAAAUGGCCACCGCGAGAACACUACAGCGUACACAGGGCCAACAAUACCGCCCAACCCAGCAUAACCGACAGCGAACCCAU